UCCGGCAUUGCGUUCCCGACACGCUCUGACGUUCCUUCUGCGCUCACGUGUUUUCUGUGUAUAAAAGGCUUCUUGUCUCGGUACACCAUGUCCACAGGGUCACCCGACAAGCGGCGAAAGAUGGAGUCUGCGCUGAGCCAGCUCAAGAAACACACAGUGGUGGUGGCGGACACGGGAGACUUCAACGCCAUUGAUGAGUACAAGCCUCAAGAUGCCACUACAAACCCUUCACUCAUUUUGGCUGCUGCCAAGAUGCCGGCUUAUCAGCACCUUGUGGACCAAGCUAUAAAAUAUGGCAUUGCUAAUGGAGGGUCCGAUGAGGAGCAGGUCUCAAACACUAUGGACAAGCUGUUUGUUAGUUUUGGACUGGAGAUCCUUAAGAAGGUCCCAGGCCGAGUGUCUACGGAGGUAGAUGCCAGAUUGUCGUUUGAUAAAGAUGAAAUGGUUUUUAAAGCCCUGAAGCUCAUUGCUCUCUAUGAAGAAGCUGGCAUCAGCAAGGAGCGAGUGCUCAUCAAGCUGUCUUCCACAUGGGAGGGAAUCCAAGCAGGAAAGGAGCUUGAGGAGAAACAUGGCGUUCACUGCAACAUGACCCUGCUCUUCUCUUUCGCUCAGGCUGUAGCCUGUGCUGAGGCCAAGGUCACGCUAAUUUCACCCUUUGUUGGACGCAUCCUUGACUGGCACAAGGAAAACACAGAUCGCAAAAGUUUCGAACCACAUGAAGACCCUGGUGUGCUCAGUGUGACCAAGAUUUACAACUACUACAAGAAGUUUGGUUACAGCACUGUGGUGAUGGGCGCCUCCUUCAGGAACACUGGAGAGGUAAAAGCCCUUGCAGGAUGCGACCUCCUCACCAUUUCCCCCGGACUGUUGGCUGACCUCAGCCAGGACCACAGUGCUGUCACUCCAAUGCUCAAUGUGGAGAAAGCGAAAUCCUGUAACCUGGAAAAGAUCCACCUGGAUGAGAAGUCCUUCCGCUGGGAACACAAUGAGGACCGCAUGGCUGUAGAGAAACUCUCAGACGGAAUCCGCAAGUUUGCUGCUGAUGCUAUCAAGUUGGAGACUAUGAUUAAAGAGCAAAUGACAAGUGCAAAGAAUGGCCAGUGAGAAAAGAUUCCGCUGCUUCUUCUUUCCUCCUGUGACCAAAUCUGGACUUCCUUUCAUUCCACUUGAGCAGAAACAGUUUUUGCCUAAACACUUCUAUCAAUCAUGAUCUUGCUUUCAAAUGUUUUAACUAGAAACUCUGUCUUUGUUACCAUCUUUGUGUGACCAGCUAAAGAACCACCAUUUUUAAACU
Synchiropus splendidus (mandarinfish) is the source of this 1294-nucleotide messenger RNA. It is a transcript of the gene taldo1, whose product is annotated as transaldolase 1. Gene Ontology annotation, cellular component: cytoplasm; intracellular anatomical structure. Gene Ontology annotation, biological process: pentose-phosphate shunt, non-oxidative branch; pentose-phosphate shunt; carbohydrate metabolic process. NCBI's taxonomy places the organism in Eukaryota, Metazoa, Chordata, Actinopteri, Syngnathiformes, Callionymidae. Bases 88 to 1104 code for a protein of 338 amino acids. The record is from RefSeq and is a predicted model, not a curated record. The transcript is spliced from 8 exons. Gene Ontology annotation, molecular function: transaldolase activity.